Molecule: messenger RNA, 435 nt
Organism: Colletotrichum truncatum
Lineage: Eukaryota; Fungi; Ascomycota; Sordariomycetes; Glomerellales; Glomerellaceae
Source: RefSeq, a predicted model, not a curated record
AUGUAUAUCCCACUUCCCCGAGCCCGAGCCUCCGGGUCUGAGGCUGAGCGGCGGGCAAUUUCGGUUGUAGGUUGGACAAAAUUUAUGGAAUUGGACCCCUCGACCCCUCUUACGAAGAGACAGGUCGGCAUCUCAGGAGGGAACACUACGAACGUCACGGUCGGCGUAACUGUCGGAGUCGCCAUUCUCAUCUUCAUCCUCGGCGCGUGCGCCUUUCUCUACUUCUAUCGGGCACCCCUCAACAGGAUCAGCCGCCGCCGCCGUCGAAGUCGCCGUCACAUAUACCAUAAGUCUGUUAGUUCGCGAAGUUCCAAAAGCUCAGCCACGGACGGCCCGCCGGGGCCACCUCCGUCCGGGCCCCCACCUCCCGCCGACCCUCCGGCGAAUCCUCCGACUCCGCCUCCUCCUGCUGCUGCACCAGCGGAUAAGGAAUAG